Molecule: messenger RNA, 2874 nt
Organism: Trichomycterus rosablanca
Lineage: Eukaryota; Metazoa; Chordata; Actinopteri; Siluriformes; Trichomycteridae
Gene: thbs3b
Product: thrombospondin 3b
Exons: 23
Coding region: 1-2874 (957 amino acids)
Biological process (GO): cell adhesion
Cellular component (GO): extracellular region
Molecular function (GO): calcium ion binding
Source: RefSeq, a predicted model, not a curated record
AUGGACGGAGAGAGCGGGAUUCACAAACUUUUGUUUCUUCUUUACAUGCUGCUGAGUGUUCAUCUUUGCACAUCUUCUGAAAUGAAAGUGAUCGAUGCGUUGGCGUUGGGCGACGCCUCUCGGACGUCGGCGGCGGUGACGGAUUUGGCGGAGAGUCUGGAGAAGAUGCAGGAUCUGUACGUGACCUCGACCUUCAGGCUCCAUCCCAAACUGGGCGGCGUGCUGCUCGGCCUCUACAGUAGAGACGACGGCAGAAAGUAUCUGGAGAUCACCGUCAUCGGCAAGAUCAACAAAGUGUUGGUUCGAUAUCUGCGCUCGGAUGGACGCCUCCACACGGUGAACCUGCAAAACCCCGCCCUCUCGGAUGGGCGGAGCCAGUCCCUGAUGAUGAAAGUCGGUGUAGCGAAACGGAAUCACGUUAGCCUGGAGCUUUACGUUAAUUGCAGACUAGCUGACUCCGCCCAUCACCUGCCUUUAUUGGCUAGGAUUCCAUCCAAGCCGGAGUCUGUGGAGCUUCGUACCGGAGAGAAGAACUUUGCCAGGAUGCAGGGGUCAGUGGAGUCUCUGAAGCUGGCUCUGGGUGGUUCUCUUCCAAAAGCUGGACUUUUGACCGACUGCUCGUUGCAGGGAGACUCAACACUGCACAACAGUGUUGGCAGUGACAUUAAUGCAAUACUUGGUGAUCACACAAAGGCAUUGAUUGGUCAGCUGAUCAUCUUUAAUCAGAUCAUGGGCGACCUGAGAGAGGACAUCCGUGAACAGACAAAGGAGAUGUCUCUGAUCAGGAACACCAUCCUCGAGUGCCAAGUGUGUGGUUUCCAUGAGCCCCAGUCACGGUGCCAGCCCAACCCAUGUUACAGUGGUGUCGAGUGUGUGGAUGUGUUGGAGUUUCCAGGUUAUCGGUGUGGUCCGUGUCGACCCGGCACUAAGGGAAAUGGCACACACUGCCAGGACAUUGACGAGUGCACUGCCGGGCCGUGUUUCUCCCCUCACAUGUGCGUGAACAGUGUUAAAGGAUUCCGGUGUGAGCCCUGUCCACCCGGUUUCUCCGGUCCAGAGCUCGGUGGUGUUGGUAUGGAGUUUGCUCAGAAGCACAAGCAGGAGUGUGUGGAUGUAGAUGAGUGUGAGGCUCAGACUAGUCGAUGUGUUCCCAAUUCCAUCUGCACCAACACGCCUGGAUCGUUCAAGUGUGGAGGGUGUAAGGCGGGUUUUUUGGGGAACCAGACGACGGGGUGUUUCCUGAAGAAGACGUGUGCUCUGCUCGGAUACGAUCCCUGUGACGUUAAUGCUCACUGUGUGAUGGAGCUCAGCAGUGACAUUAUCUGUGUGUGUAAUGUCGGAUUUGCGGGUAACGGGAAUAUCUGUGGUGCUGAUUCUGAUCUUGAUGGCUAUCCAGAUGAAGCUCUGCCCUGUAUGGAUAAUGACAGACACUGCCGACAGGAUAACUGCGUGUCCACGCCGAAUUCUGGUCAGGACGACACGGACGGUGACGGUGUCGGAGAUCAGUGUGACGAGGACGCGGACGGAGACGGGAUUAAGAACUUCGAGGAUAACUGCCGUCUGGUGCACAACAAGGACCAGACGAACUCGGACGCGGACUCGUACGGCGACAAGUGUGAUAACUGUCCGAACGUCCCAAACGCAGAUCAGCUGGACACUGACGGCAACGGUGUGGGAGACGUCUGCGAUAGUGACAUCGAUGGAGACGGGAUCCCCAACAUGCUGGACAACUGUCCGAAAAUUCCCAACGCCAUGCAGACGGAUCGGGACAACGACGGUGUGGGGGACGCAUGCGACAGCUGUGCUGAGGUCAACGACCCCACACAGUCUGAUGCUGACAGUGACCUGGUGGGAGACGUCUGCGACACCAACCACGACACGGACGGCGAUGGUUUCCAGGACACCAGGGACAACUGUCCCACCGUCCCCAACAGUUCUCAGCUGGACUCGGACAACGACGGCGUGGGAGACGAGUGUGACGAAGACGACGAUAACGACGGCGUUCCAGAUGCUCUCCCGCCCGGACCGGAUAACUGCAGGCUCAUCCCGAACCCCAACCAGAAAGAUUCCGACGGUGACGGCGUGGGCGACGUAUGCGAGGGCGACUUCGACAACGAUAAGGUGACGGACGCGAAGGACGCCUGUCCCGAAAACGCCGACAUCACCCUGACGGACUUCCGAGCUUUUCAGACGGUCACCCUCGACCCGCAGGGAGACUCGCAGAUCGACCCCAACUGGGUGGUGCUCAAUCAGGGGAUGGAGAUCAUACAGACCAUGAACAGCGACCCCGGACUGGCUGUUGGAUACACGGCGUUCAACGGCGUGGAUUUCGAAGGGACGUUUCACGUGAACACGGUGACGGACGACGACUACGUGGGCUUCGUGUUCGCCUACCAGGACUCGUCCAGCUUCUACGUGGUGAUGUGGAAGCAGACGGAGCAGACCUACUGGCAGAACCUCCCGGUCAGGGCCUGGGCCGAACCCGGCCUGCAGCUGAAGGCUGUGAAGUCCCGCACGGGUCCGGGCGAGUACCUGCGUAACGCCCUGUGGCACACCGGCGACACCCCCGGAGAGGCCACGCUGCUCUGGAAGGAUCCCAGGAACGAGGGGUGGAAGGAUAAAACCUCGUACCGCUGGAGCCUGAGCCAUCGGCCACAGGUCGGAUACAUCAGGGUCCGUCUGUAUGAAGGUGCGGAUCUGGUUGCGGACUCGGGCGUGGUGAUCGACGGCACCAUGAGAGGAGGACGUCUGGGGGUUUUCUGCUUCUCGCAGGAGAACAUCAUCUGGUCCAACCUGGGCUACAGGUGUAACGAUACGGUUCCGUAUGAUUUCUACCUCCACCAGAAACAGACCAACCUCAGGACGGGAGUUUAG